This is a messenger RNA of Ilex paraguariensis (yerba mate), 1865 nucleotides long. Lineage: Eukaryota; Viridiplantae; Streptophyta; Magnoliopsida; Aquifoliales; Aquifoliaceae. The record is from the annotation of a GenBank genome assembly.
AUGUUGGUGAAACCACUAGUUCAACCCAAUGGCAAGGGCCUUUCCCAGCUUUUGCUUCUCCUCCAGACUCAUCCCUCUAUCUUAUUGAGAUCCCUAGCCUUUGGCUUCGGCUGCUUUGUGGAAGAUCGUCUGACAGCCACCGGUUCCCAGCAGGCACUUGCAUGGAGGAUGGAGAGGAGAUUUUUCGCAGUGAGGUCCUUAACCUCUGCAUUAUUCAGAAAGGAAACACAGAGAGCUGCUUUUUCAACUUCUCUACUUUUCGAUGAUACCCAGAUCCAGUUCAAAGAAAGUGUGUCACAGUUUGCCCGAGAAAAUAUUGCCCCUCAUGCAUCAAAAAUAGACAGAACAAAUUAUUUUCCCGAGGGAACUAACUUAUGGAAACUAAUGGGGGAUUUUAAUCUCCUGGGGAUCACUGCUCCAGGUAGAAUUGGUGUGGUAACAGCUUGCAUAGGACUUCUCAUUGUUUGUUGCCCUGUUUUAUUGCUGAGAAUGUUUUUGGAAAGGAAAGAUAAAUCCUUGAGAUUGGAAUAUUAUUUCCAUACAGAGAUCGAGGAAUAUGGAGGACUUGGCCUUGGUUAUUUAUAUCACUGCAUAGCUAUGGAAGAAAUUAGUCAUGCUUCAGGAUCAGUUGGCCUUUCAUAUGGUGCCCACUCUAACCUAUGCAUUAAUCAAUUGGUGAGGAAUGGGAACCCUACCCAGAAGCAGAAAUACUUGCCAAAGCUAAUCUGUGGGGAGCAUGUUGGAGCUCUUGCAAUGAGUGAACCCAAUGCUGGCUCGGAUGUUGUUAGUAUGAAGUGCAAAGCUGAUCGUGUUGAUGGUGGUUACAUUAUAAACGGAAAUAAGAUGUGGUGCACCAAUGGCCCAACUGCUCAGACUCUGGUUGUUUAUGCGAAAACGGACAUUGCUGCUGGCUCAAAAGGAAUCACAGCAUUUAUCAUUGAGAAGGGAAUGCCUGGGUUCAGUACUGCCCAGAAGUUAGACAAACUGGGGAUGCGGGGAAGUGAUACAUGUGAGCUUGUCUUUGAGAAUUGCUUUGUUCCUGAAGAAAAUAUUCUUGGGAAGGAAGGAAAAGGUACCAAUAGAUACUUGAGAGUUUAUGUCAUGAUGUCGGGGCUAGACUUGGAGAGGCUUGUUUUGGCCGCUGGACCCCUUGGACUUAUGCAAGCAUGUCUGGAUGUUGUUCUUCCUUAUGUUCGACAGCGAGAACAGUUUGGCCGUCCUAUUGGGGAGUUUCAGUUUAUCCAGGGAAAGGUUGCUGACAUAUAUACUUCUUUACAGUCUUCAAGGAUUGUGCUGGAGUUAUACUUUGUGCGGCUGAAAGAGCUACCCAAGUUGCUCUUCAGGCUAUUCAGUGUCUAGGUGGCAAUGGGUAUGUAAAUGAGUAUGCAACUGGUCGUCUUCUUCGGGACGCUAAAUUGUAUGAGAUUGGGGCUGGGACCAGUGAGAUCAGAAGGAUGAUUAUCGGUCGUGAGCUCAUUAAAGAACAAUGAGAGAAUACACACGACGAGCCCAAAGAGUCAACAAGUCAAGGCCCCAAUGAUGGCUUGCUGGUCCCGGAACCAUCCCAAGCCGCUGGUGGCAUGGGUUCGAGCUCGGUGAGCUUGGGGAGAAAGGGGACCAAGGGAACAAAUGGCUGAGCAAGGAGUGAAUCAAGUCUUUAUGUUUUCAAUAAGUUCUAUUUAGACUCCUAAUAUAGGUUGCCAUUAAUGCUCUAUAGGGAGUGAAAGGUUAAAUAUCUUGUAUUUGGAUUCACAAUUUUUUAAAUGCCCUGAAUAUUAGUUCUCUUUCCAUAUCCAAGUUACUAGAUUGUGUAAAACUUCUGCAACAUUAAAAGUAAUCUCACUGCCUUUGGCAGUUGACUAGAG